Thalassophryne amazonica is the source of this 2181-nucleotide messenger RNA. It is a transcript of the gene glrbb, whose product is annotated as glycine receptor, beta b. Bases 376 to 1866 code for a protein of 496 amino acids. Gene Ontology annotation, cellular component: synapse; postsynaptic membrane; neuron projection. Gene Ontology annotation, biological process: nervous system process; chemical synaptic transmission; chloride transmembrane transport. The transcript is spliced from 10 exons. Gene Ontology annotation, molecular function: extracellularly glycine-gated chloride channel activity; transmembrane signaling receptor activity; neurotransmitter receptor activity. The record is from RefSeq and is a predicted model, not a curated record. NCBI's taxonomy places the organism in Eukaryota, Metazoa, Chordata, Actinopteri, Batrachoidiformes, Batrachoididae.
GCCGCUGUCCGUGGUGCUGACGGGACCGACGAUGCUGUGCGUGCGUGCGUGCAGCCGCUUCUGCGCAUGUUGCAUGACAGGUACACGCAAGCCUCCAUCUUGGCCAUCCCGAGCUGAGGCGAAAGGGCAUCAGGAGAUCCACGGAGGUUCCAAAAUCACAUCAAAUUGGGUAGAAGGGGUAAAAAAAAAAAUAAAAAAAUUGGCAAUUUGCCGAGAUGUAACUUUAAAAAAAGUGAGGGGGGAAAGCAGCUGAGCUUCAGAUCAGAGGAGCAGGAUGGAGAACGGCGGCUGGUAACGACUCGUCGUCUCCCACCGUGUCUGAUUCACGCACGGCAGUGAUAGGUGACGAAGCCACACGGAUCGACACACACCAGGAUGGGAACCAUGAAGUUUGCAGUCUUCCUGCUUGUCCUGUUUCUGUGUCUAGAUGGAGGAUCUGCCAAAGAAAAAGCAGCGAGGAAGGGAAAAAAGAAAGGGAAGCAGGUUUAUUGUCCUUCACAGCUGUCAUCUGAGGAUCUGGCCCGUGUCCCAGCAAACUCAACCAGUAACAUCUUGAACAGGUUACUGAUCAGCUAUGAUCCCAGAAUAAGACCCAACUUCAAAGGAAUUCCUGUUGAAGACAGAGUGAACAUUUUCAUCAACAGUUUUGGCUCCAUCCAGGAAACUACUAUGGAUUACAGAGUCAACAUUUUCCUGCGGCAGCGCUGGAAUGACCCCCGGCUGAAAUUGCCACAGGAUUUCAAAUCUGACGCUCUUACGGUCGACCCCAAGAUGUUCAAGUGUCUCUGGAAACCCGACCUGUUCUUUGCCAAUGAGAAGAGCGCCAACUUUCAUGAUGUGACCCAGGAGAAUAUUCUCCUCUUCAUCUUCCGUAAUGGAGACGUCCUCAUCAGCAUGAGGUUGUCGAUCACCCUUUCUUGUCCACUGGAUCUGACGUUGUUCCCGAUGGAUACACAAAGGUGCAAAAUGCAACUGGAGAGCUUUGGGUACACAACAGAUGAUUUGCAGUUCAUGUGGCAGACAGGAGACCCCGUGCAAAUGGAAGCUAUCGCUUUGCCACAGUUUGACAUCAGACAGGAAGAUAUUGAUUAUGGCAACUGCACCAAAUACUACGCAGGAACAGGUUACUACACCUGUGUUGAAGUGAUCUUCACCCUCAGGCGACAGGUUGGCUUCUACAUGAUGGGUGUUUAUGCUCCCACUCUGCUGAUUGUCGUCCUGUCCUGGCUUUCCUUUUGGAUCAAUCCUGAUGCCAGUGCUGCCAGGGUUCCUUUAGGCAUCCUCUCGGUGCUUUCUCUGUCCUCUGAGUGCACAUCGUUGGCUUCGGAGCUGCCCAAAGUGUCCUACGUCAAGGCCAUCGACAUCUGGCUCAUUGCUUGCCUGCUGUUUGGUUUUGCGUCAUUGGUGGAGUACGCCGUGGUUCAGGUGAUGCUCAACAGCCCGAAGUGCAUCGAGGCAGAGAAGACCAAGAUGGCUUCCAAGGAGAAAGCGGUGGGGAAAUCUCCUGCUACACGGAACAACACGGUCAAUGGGACUGGAGGGACGCCGCUUCAUGUCAGCACCUUACAUGUCGCUGAGACGCGCUGUAAAAAGGUGUGCACCUCCAAGUCGGACCUGCGGACCAACGAUUUCAGCAUCGUGGGCUCGCUCCCACGGGACUUUGAGCUGUCGAACUUCGACUGCUAUGGAAAGCCCAUCGAUACAGGCUGUGGUCUUGGCAAAUCCCAGGCCAAGAACAACAAGAAACCGCCUCCUCCCAAACCGGUCAUCCCCUCAGCUGCAAAAAGAAUCGACCUGUACUCCCGAGCCCUCUUUCCUUUCUCCUUCCUCUUUUUCAAUGUGAUUUACUGGUCCAUAUACUUGUGAUUAUCUUCACAUGAUCUCUUAUCAUGAACCCUGCCCUCCCCUCACAUAAAGUAUUGAUUAAUCACAGUAACGUUCAAGAUGUUCCGUACAAAAUAAUUGCUAUGAUAAAAGCAGAAAUACUGUGUAUUAUUGUUAUUAUUAUUAUUGUUAUUAUUAUUGUAUUUAUCUUUUCAAAUACCUAACAAUCAUUUGUGUUGUCCAAGUGUGAAAAAAUUACUAUAACUUUACUUACUUAAAAUGAAUAUACAGUAUCUUGCACUGAAAUGAUUUAUUUAUUGAUAAUGGUACUUGAGAGGCCGACACCGGAUUAAAUUA